AUGCCGUCUGCCGUCGUGCCCGAGCGACCGCUUCCGGUCUACUUUAUCGGACAUGCCGGGGUGGGCCUCCUAUUCAGAGAAUCGCCGCAAAACCGGAUCGUCCAGGACAACCUCCGUGCCGUCGGCGAGGAGAUCCGCGCGAUAUCACCCCGGCCGAAGGCCAUCCUUACUUUUAGCGGACACUUUGAGGCCGGGGAGAUUCACGGACCCGGGGUAAUAGAAGUCAAUGUGAAGAAAGGAACAUAUAUCAUGCACGAUUUUGUCAACGACUUUCACGACUCAGCGCCAUUCGUCUACGAGUACGACUGGCCGCACGAGGACGCACCCGAGCUGGCAACAGAAGUGUGGAGGCACCUAACGAAGUCCGGAAUCAAGGCUAAGCGGGUGGAACGCGGCGUCGAUCACGGCGUCUGGGUCCCCUUCAAGCUCAUGUUUCCACCUGAGAACCCACUCGAUGUUCCCGUAGUCCAAGUCUCCACGUUCUACGGCUAUGAUCUAGAGAGCCAAAUCCGGCUGGGAGAGGCCGUUGCAUCGCUCCGUAACGAGGGAUAUCUCAUCGUCGCCUCCGGCAUGGCGGUGCACUCAUUCUCGUCUAUCGCGGAGAUCCAAGAUGCGCCGUCCGACGAAGCAAGGGAGCUCGCGCGGCAGAGAGUCCUAAAGGAGUCGCGAGAUUUCGAUACGCAUCUCCGAGCAGCUGUGGCGAAGCGUGAUGCUACGGAGCGCAGAGGGGCGCUGCUACAGCUGGAAUCGCUGCCGGAGUUUCGCCGCUCGCAUCCGACGGUGGAACACUUUACGCCGCUGCUCGUAGCGGCUGGGGCGGCGGGAGAUGCUGAGGAUGUUGUGCCGCUGGGUGUUGAUGUGGUUGAGCCUGGUAUGUCGUAUUUGAAUGUGCGGUUUACUUGAAGGUUGUUUGACUGGCUGGAUAUAUGUAAUAGGUAUAUUAGACUGUUACCUCUUGUGUGAUUCCGGCUUAUAUUUCAGGGGUCCAAAAUCGGUUACAGUCUAUUUAUUAAAUCAGAUAUGAGUGAGUUUUGU
This is a messenger RNA of Daldinia loculata, 1035 nucleotides long. RefSeq names its product Extradiol ring-cleavage dioxygenase, class III enzyme, subunit B. NCBI's taxonomy places the organism in Eukaryota, Fungi, Ascomycota, Sordariomycetes, Xylariales, Hypoxylaceae. Gene Ontology annotation, molecular function: zinc ion binding; ferrous iron binding; oxidoreductase activity, acting on single donors with incorporation of molecular oxygen. The transcript has 4 exons. The record is from RefSeq and is a predicted model, not a curated record. The coding region runs from base 1 to 903 and encodes 300 amino acids.